AAAAGGAAAUGCAGCUUAUACGAACGCACGACAAGUGAACUAUAUCAAGAAAGAGCAAAGCGGUUGACUGCUGACGUCAUUUAAACAUGGGCUGUAUGGGUGAUACAUCGUGGGGAUGGGUAAUCCUCGUAUUUGCCGUUGCCAUGAGAACGACCAUACACGGUAUGCUGACGUCAUACGGAGAGUUUCUUGCUACGUUCAGCAACGUGUUUCAGGAACCAAACAUGGCUUUCUUUGGUAUCAUCGGUUCCACGGCGUACGGUAUCAUCAGUAUAGGAACCCCGAUAGCGCUGGCGCUCACACGGUGGAUAGGCGCCCGCAGAACAGUAUUCAUUGGUGUCUUCCUGCUGUCGCUAGGUGUCGCCCUCUCGGGGGUCGUGGAUCAACCGCUGGAGCUGUUCUUCACAUACGGGCUCCUGGGAGGAUGUGGGGCCCUGCUCACCAACAACCCGCCGUUUUUCCUGCUGUCUCAGUACUUUCACCGUGACCAUAAGUAUUAUAUUCUGACGUCUAGUCUCCCGAUGAUCUCAUUUUGUUUGGGUUCACUUAUAUUUAACCCCAUUAUCCAAGCUAUGAUAACAUCCAUAGGCUGGCAAUGUACUUUUGCUGUCUACGCCACGUUAAUUUUCACCGUCGGCUGCACUGCUGCUGCCACCUUUCGGGAAAACGAGGACCAAGACGAAAAUGACAAGACAAGCUUAAUCAAAGACGAACCAGAUUCAAUGAAACCUUCUAAAUGCCUAUUUGUUUUAAGCGCAAGUGUGAAACAUCUGGAAACGCUGGGCGUAGCAAAGAUGACAGCGGCGGCCACAGUUACUAUAUAUUCCUCAGCCGAUCUCUGCGGACGGUUGUUUACUUCAUUUUUAGGAGACAGACUAUUUAAAAAGAGAGUCAUGUAUCUUAAUAUCGCCUGCUGCCUUCUUCUUGGUCUGGAGAAUUUCGCUGCAGGGUUUGCCACGUUAUAUUAUCAGCUGGUGAUAUUCUGUGUUGGUAUCUUGGCAAAAGUACUUUUAGCAGUUGGCUAA
Messenger RNA from Lingula anatina, 1025 nucleotides. RefSeq names its product monocarboxylate transporter 13-like. The record is from RefSeq and is a predicted model, not a curated record. Gene Ontology annotation, molecular function: monocarboxylic acid transmembrane transporter activity. Lineage: Eukaryota; Metazoa; Brachiopoda; Lingulata; Lingulida; Lingulidae. Gene Ontology annotation, biological process: transmembrane transport.